Messenger RNA from Bicyclus anynana (squinting bush brown), 2357 nucleotides. Its product is annotated as protein big brother. Gene Ontology annotation, cellular component: core-binding factor complex; nucleus. Lineage: Eukaryota; Metazoa; Arthropoda; Insecta; Lepidoptera; Nymphalidae. Gene Ontology annotation, molecular function: transcription coactivator activity; sequence-specific DNA binding. Gene Ontology annotation, biological process: regulation of transcription by RNA polymerase II. The record is from RefSeq and is a predicted model, not a curated record. The transcript has 3 exons. The coding region runs from base 152 to 859 and encodes 235 amino acids.
UUGAAGGCUCAUUCAGUAGUCGGUUGUCGUAGAGAUCAGUCGCGUAGCAAAUAUUCCAAAUUUAAAUUGUAGACUUUUGUAAUCAAAUCAGUUUUGAAGCUUUGAGAAGUGAUGUUGAUUAGUGUAGUUCUGUGAUAGUAGAAUUCGCGUUAUGCACGCAAUGAGUGAUCCGGCUGCUUUGGCAGGAAUGUUACCGUUCGACUCUAUCGGAUUAUACGAGCAGCCGAAGCCGCGGUUCAUCUUCAAAAUGCCGCGCGUCGUUCCGGAUCAGAAAGCAAAGUUCGAAUCUGAUGACUUGUUUAAAAGACUGAGUCGAGAAAGCGAGGUGAGGUACACGGGCUACCGCGACCGGCCGCCCGAGGAGCGCCAGAUGCGCUUCACCAGCGGCUGCCGCGAGGGCCACACCGAGAUCGCCUUCACGGGCACCGGCACCAACCUGCAGCUCGUGUUCGACCACUCGCCAUACAACAAUCGCGGCUGCGACUUUCAGAAGGAAUCCGGAAAGGCACACAUCGUAUCCCGAUUUAUCAUGAACGGCGUGUGCGUGCGGUGGCGGGGCUGGAUCGACCUGGAGCGGUUGGACGGCGCGGGUUGCUUGGAGCUGGACGAAGAGCGCGCGGCAAUUGAAGAUGCAGCAUUGAGAGACCAAAUCGAACGGUAUAACCAACGGUUGAGGGAUUUUGAAGACAAGCAGCGCGCGUACAGAGAGCACGGCGAGGAGCUGCGCGCUCACUCGCAAGUCCACGCCCAGCGCUGCCACCAGGCGCGCCAGCCGCCGCACCCCAGCCACCCGGCGCAUCCUCAUGCAACCCAUCCUGUCCAUAUAAAGCCUCACUCUCAAGGCGCUCUUAUUUCUUAAGGCUACGCUCAAAAACUACGAUAUCAGUAACCAGAUAUCUCUUAAUUUUGUUAACUCAUAUUAAUAAUUAAUCUAUUGAUUCCAAAGCAUUUACAAAUUAUCGUAGGUAUUUGAUUACUUUACUAACCCACUAUUUUAUACUAAGUACACAGCACUGUAGCAAUACUGCGUCGAUUACUUGGAAAGAAACUGCAUUAAAAAACUAGGUUUAGUAAAAAUAAAGUCUUAUCGCAAUUUAUAUGUAGAAAAAUGUAUUAAAACUUGUAUGUGUAAGUUUCUACUGCAUGGAAAGGAAAGUAGAAUUAUUAAUUAAAAAGUCAAGUAAAGAAAAUUACUAGAAAAAUUAUAAAAAAAUAUAUACAAUCGAGGGGCAAUGUUAAUUAAAUAAACUCAAAUAAGUUAUGUAUCUAUUGGUAAGUUUAGAAUGGCUAUAAAGCAAAAAUAUUGAACAUUUAUAUAUAUUACUUUGACCUACCUAUUUACCAAUCUAAAGAAUACCUAUGGGUAUAUAGUUACUUAAGUAUCUACUGUCACUCGUAAUAGACACUUGUUAAGAAUGGCCAUUUACUAAUCGUCUUUAACAUUUAGAAGAAUUUUAAUAGUCUACUUAAUAAUUAAAAUGAUCGUAGGCACCUUUACGAAGACAAAUACUAUCACAUCACAUCUUAAUCUAACAUCUGUGCAGUAGAUAAUUUAAAACAAUUCUAUAAGUAGGUAUACAUAUAAGAGUAAUAAAUAAGAAAGUCGUUGAUGUCUUUUUAUAAGUCGUAUGUCUAUAUCUACGAAGAAGAGCGAAAACCUGUGAUAACAAGACAUUUGUGAUUUUAUAAAGCUGAAACGGUUAGCCAUUCAUCCUAUACCAAAAGCAAGUACGGUUGCCAAUAAUGGACUAUGUUGAUUAGUACCUAUUAAUAUGGUAGCUUACUCCAUGUUUACUACGGUAGUUACCUAUGGGAGGAGCAUGUGCUAACAAACUUACACCUUUUAUAAACUGACGAAAGUCUGGCUAUCACUCUUAAAUCUUAAAUCUCAUCAUCCGCAUUAUAAAUAUUUAUAGUAGAUAAGUAUACUGAAAUACUUAAUUUAUGUGUAUAGAACCACACAUAUGUUAAUAACUUCAUAUUGUACGAGUAGGUACGUAGGUUUCAUUUCAAUUCUGUUUAUAAUCUCGUAUAUAAGUUUCUUAAAUAUGAGUAGGAAAAUAUUAAAAUGUAGCCACAUUUCCACCACUUCAAGCUAUGAGUUUAAGCUAUAAAGCGUUUCUAUUGAUUCAGGUACAAAAAUGAGUAUAAAUUCCCGUAUAGCUGAAGUGUGAAAUAAGCAUUCAAAGUCAGGCCCAUGAAAUCAUGUUUAUAUAUCUUGAUAUUGGGUAUGUCUUGUUAUUUACUUUUAAGUUUCUUUUUUAAUAUUUUAUAUUGUAAAUAAAUAGGAGUAUUACGUGUACAUGCAAAUAUUGUGAUAAUAAGAAUGUAAAUAAAUCUUUACUAUUUCUUUUGAA